Lodderomyces theae is the source of this 945-nucleotide messenger RNA. It is a transcript of the gene CSM3, whose product is annotated as Csm3p. Gene Ontology annotation, biological process: DNA replication checkpoint signaling; replication fork processing; DNA damage response. The transcript has a single exon. Gene Ontology annotation, cellular component: replication fork protection complex; nucleus. Gene Ontology annotation, molecular function: DNA binding. The record is from RefSeq and is a predicted model, not a curated record. Bases 1 to 945 code for a protein of 314 amino acids. Lineage: Eukaryota; Fungi; Ascomycota; Pichiomycetes; Serinales; Debaryomycetaceae.
AUGUCGACUGGUACCGCCCCUGAAACAGAAGAAACACAGAGAAAUGACAACUUACUAGACGAUCCAGCUUUGCUAGGAAUUGACGGGCCACUAAAGCUUAAAACUAGAAAGAAGAUUGCAAAGAUCGAUGACGACAGGAUAUUGCACAACCCACGUGGAUUACCUCAUUUGAUAAAGAACCAACAGAGAUUACUUCGAAUUAUUCAAAAAAAUGACAAAGAAUUCAAUAGGCAAGAACGGGAAAAGCUUUCUGUGAAACCCAAUUACAAAACCUCGCGUCAAGCUAAGCACGAUCAUGAGUACAAGAACCUAGUUUCAAUUUUACAAUUUUACCAGCUUUGGUGCCACGGGAUGUUUCCUAAGGCAAACUUUAAAGAUUGCGCAUACCUUGUUAGAUCCUUGGGUCACAAAUCUUCGCAGUUGCGAUUGUAUAGACGUGAGAUGAUUGAAAAGGAAAUCUAUAAACUCAAGGUAGCUAAAGGGAUCAUUGAUGAAAAUGAGAGUAGGAACACGAACGAAGAUGAGGCAGUGGAAGGUAACGAUAAUAAUGAAACCGUGAAUAAUGAGCUACCCGAAUUGCGACCAACUGCCGUCAAUGCGGAAGACGAUGAUGACGAAACAGGGUGGGACUUUAUGCAGACCGGUGCGACAACGUCAUCAUCCAAUACGGAAACUCAAAGUCAGCAAGUUGGAAAUGGCGCUGCUAUAGAGAAUACAGAAACCACAGGUGAUCCUGAUGAUUGGGAUGAUUUGGAAGAUGAUGAGAUGGCUACACUUUUUGAAACAUCAAGAAAAACAUCUCCUCAAAUACCAAUUGAGGAGGAAGAUCAAUUUGAAAAGCAAGGAGUAGAAGUUAACGAAGGAGAAGGGGAGGAGGGGGAAGAGGAACAGGAACAGCUUGCUUUGGAAUUGAUGAGACAGGCAGACCAAGAGCGAGAGAAGUGA